UUUGGCGCCGGCUCGUCAACAUGGCUGCGCCCUAGACCUGCGGCCCCGGAGCCGCCGCGCCUUCGGUUUCCAGACGCUCCGUGGCUUCUGUGCUCGCUUGCCUUCGCCCCCGGGCACACCAGCAGACAUGUUCGCCAGGGCCUUUCGGGUCAAGUCCAACACGGCCAUCAAGGGGUCGGACAGGCGAAAGCUUCGGGCUGAUGUGACAGCUGCUUUCCCCAUGCUUGGAGCAGACCAGGUCUCUGAGUUGAUUCCUGGGAAGGAGGAGCUCAACAUUGUGAAGUUGUAUGCCCACAAAGGGGACACAGUGACUGUGUACAUGAGUGGUGGUAACCCUAUCCUAUUUGAACUGGAGAAAAGUCUGUGUCCCACAGUGUACACACUGUGGUCCUAUCCUGACCUUCUACCCACCUUUACAACAUGGCCUCUGGUGCACGAGAAACUGGUAGGGGGAGCAGACUUGAUGCUGCCAGGACUAGUGGUGCCCCCUGCUGGUCUGCCUCAGGUACAGAAAGGUGACCUCUGUGCCAUUGCCUUGGUGGGGAACAGAGCCCCCAUAGCCAUUGGAGUGGCCGCCAUGUCCACGGAUGAGAUGUUGGCUUCAGGCCUGAGGGGAAGGGGCUUCUCUGUGCUUCACACGUACCAGGACUACUUGUGGCAAUCUGGAGACAAGUCCUCCCCGCCUGCCAUUGCUCCACUGGCCGUGGAUCCUACAGAUCUCAGUGAAGAAAAGGUGGACCUCACCCUCCAGGGAGACCUGAGGAACCUGGCCCUAGAGGGAGAAGAGGAGAAUGGGAGGGCUCAUCGGGCCUGCGGGGAGCAAUCCCUCCCGGAAGCUUCUGAAGAUACCACCUCUAGGACCCUAAACCAGGAGUCCUCGGACAGCAAGCCCCUUCAGGAACAAAUGGAUGAACUGUUACAGCAGUGCUUUUUGCAUGCUUUGAAGAGCCGCGUCAAGAAGGCCGACCUCCCUUUGCUCACCAGCACUCUCUUUGGCAGCCACAUGUUCUCCUGCUGCCCUGAAGGAAAACAACUGGAUAUAAAGAAGUCAAGCUACAAAAAGCUCUCCAAGUUCCUACAGCACAUGCAAAAGGAGCAGAUUAUCGAAGUUAAGGAGCUGAGCAAAGGGGUGGAGAGCAUUGUGGCUGUGGACUGGAGGCACCCAAAGAUCACAACUUUCAUCAUCCCUGAGUCCUCGCUGACCUCCAAGACUGUCCAGGAGGAUAGUAGAGAACAGCCCUAUCAUCCUCCAGACAUAAAACCCCUCUACUGUAUCCCAGCCAGCAUGACCCAGCUUUUCCAGGGCUCUGGUCACAAGAAAGGAAGCACCCUUGAGGGCAGUGAAGUCCGAAAGAUCAUCAUUGACUACGCCAAGAGAAACAACCUGGUUGAUGCCAUCAACAAAAAUCUGGUGAAUUUGGAUCCCAUCUUAUGUGACUGCAUCUUAGAGAAACAUGAACAUCAUGUAGUCAUGAAGCUCCCAUGGGACAGUCUCCUGACCAGAUGUAUGGAGAGCCUGCAGCCUGCCUAUCAAGUGACCUUUCCUGGACAGGAGCCUAUUGUAAAAAAGGGAAAAAUCUGUCCCAUUGACAUCACCCUUGCACUGAGGACUUACAAUAAAAAGGUGACUGUGGUCCGGAAUUUGGAAGUCUAUGGUCUAGACCCAUGCUCAGUGGCUGCUAUCCUCCAGCAGCAAUGCCAGGCCAGUACCACCGUCACUCCUGAUCCUGGUACCAAGGACAGCAUGCAGGUACAGAUCCAGGGAAACCAGAUUCACCAUCUUGGCAAGCUAUUGCUUGCAUUCAUUAUCCUCGCAUGGUCCCCUGAGACCCUCUCCACAACUCCCAAGGAAACAGGGAAGAAAGAAGUUGAGAUGGAGGCCAGUGUCCUUCACACUGUGGAUUAAGAUCACACAACUGAGGCUCAGGGAGGUCAAGAAGUGUGUGCAUGUCUUGCUGUUAGUGAGUGGCCAAGCAUUGAUUGGAAUGAAGACCAUCUAAGCCUGAAGCCCAGAUUCUUCUCAAUUACACCACCCUAAGGAAGCCUGUUUUGCUGCAGGCAUCAGAGGCCCAUCACUCUACUGAACCUCUAUGCAGGGCUGGGGUGAUCAGCUGCCAAAUACAUACAUUUCUCCAAGCUGGCCUGAUCCCUGGGUCAGGAACCUCAGGACUCGGGGAGUCCUGCAUCACCUGCUUCACGGCAAGGACUUCUGAAGUGGGAGGAGCUGAGAGGACGCGGGGAUCUACUGGAUGCCGCUGAGCGGUCUGAAUUAGACUCUGACUGUUGAAAACCACUCAAGGGUACAGGGCUGCUGAGGUAGCUGUUUACUCGAAGUGCUGAACAAGCCAUGUGAGCCUCACAGACUGCUUUGUCUACUAUUGACUCUUUAAUCUGGGGACCCUCAGCAUGGAACCUCUCUUUUGCCUUAGCUUUUGGGGUUCCUUACUUCCAGUCCCUGCCGGCUGGGCACAUUUCUAGGGAGUACAGUGCCUGGCUGAGGCCCCACCUGCCUCCCUUCCGGAGCCUUCAGUUAUAAUGAUCAACUCUCGGGUUGCUACUCUGCCCAUCUCUGUGGUACGCGGGCUGAUGGUCAUUGGGAGUUCCGGGCUUGCUCAUACUCACCAGUGAAAAAGUGAGGCAAUGGAAAGCAACUCUAGAAGCCCCUGAAAAAAAAAAUCUCUCAGUUUCCAGCAGAGCUCCAACCACUCUCCUGUUGAAAAGGCAGGUGCAUUGUGGUUGUCAAAGACCCGUCUGGACCCCAGUGAGUCACAGCCUCCUUGGCCUCAGUUUUCUUCUUCCUGUUCUGCUUUUCUUGAUCAUCUAAACCCUUGUAGGCUCUCCCUUUCCCACCACAAGCCUGGGAAAUGAUGCAAUUGGCAGAGGCAAAAGAUAGCAGCCCUGGCCUCACUGCUGAGGCCUUAAACCUCUGGGUGGGCGGGUGAGCUCCAUCCUGCGAGUGCCAAGAGCCUUUGUAUGGCCAACACCAAGAAUCUCACACCCAUGGAAUGUCAACGCCCAGUCUAAGGUGGCUGCUGCCCACACUAAACCUGCCAGACAAGAUUUGACCUACAGACAGAAUGAAUCACACCUCCCCAAAGCAGACCAACCAGAGAGCCCCUGCCAAGGGCUCAACAUCCACCACCAGCCUGGAAGCCUGCCUGCACAGCGGAGUCAUCUGGGGAUCUCUAGGGGCUGCCUGGGCUGCUUCCCGAGAGUCCAGAGUUAACUGGUCUGGGAUAUAGCCCAGGCACAAGGAUUGAAAACUCUCCUAGCUGAUUCCGGCAUGUGCAGUGUUUGAGAACUACCGGAGGCCCUCCAACAAUGCCAUCCAGCUGCAGAGUUAGCACUUUGGCACCAGCAGAUAGGAGCUGCUCCCAAGGUCUCCUAAGAGGCAGUACCACUGUGUGAGUGAGAUUAAUAAUACAGAAACUUUUCAAGGGCAAUGCAAAGGCUCCUGUUCACCUUCUAGAUUCUCAGCUUCUCAAAGCGAAAGAUUUGUCUCUGAUGAUGGGUACAACUAUGCCAAGUAGAUAACAUUCGUCUCUGGGGGCAAUCCAAGAUGGAGGCAAGUGGAGAAUUCUGUUAUGACUCAAGGAAUCUAGGCAUUGGCCUGUCUAGCAUUUCUCCCAAGAACCUCCAUAUCACGGUGUAUCUGGGAUGGCAUUCAUGAGCUCUGAUUAAGUCCCUGGCACUGUUGGUAGAUGGCUGAGCUAUCCUCAGUGCACCUGGCUUAUUCAGGACACUGGUAAAAAAUAAGUUUGUCUCGCCUGUCUUAGCUAUGGGAAGGACAAUGACUUGUCUUGGCUGUCAGGGUUAUUGGGGGACAGCAAGUAAAGAUAGGGUGCU
Molecule: messenger RNA, 3846 nt
Organism: Jaculus jaculus (lesser Egyptian jerboa)
Lineage: Eukaryota; Metazoa; Chordata; Mammalia; Rodentia; Dipodidae
Gene: Eif2d
Product: eukaryotic translation initiation factor 2D
Exons: 16
Coding region: 128-1906 (592 amino acids)
Biological process (GO): formation of translation preinitiation complex; translational initiation
Molecular function (GO): translation initiation factor activity
Source: RefSeq, a predicted model, not a curated record